Messenger RNA from Chlorocebus sabaeus (green monkey), 1737 nucleotides. Lineage: Eukaryota; Metazoa; Chordata; Mammalia; Primates; Cercopithecidae. The record is from RefSeq and is a predicted model, not a curated record.
GUGCAGUCCUGCCUCGGGAUUGCAUUGCAGCAAGUCUGACUCUGUCUGAGAGACUACAGACUAUAUGCUUUCCCCUCUCCAAGUUAAUAUCUCUUGGUCUAAAGCCUGAGAAACAGUGCCAAUCUUGUUUCUCUUUCUUCCUCACACAUCCCAGAAGUUACACUGGGACACUAUUACUUUUUUCCAGGCUUUGGCCAUGUGUAUUGUUUUGGUGAGUCAGCUUCCUUUUUCUUUCAUUCUACAAAUAUAUUUUAGCUGUCACUCAGCACUAGGUGCUAUAAAACUUACAGGUGCAUUUUACAUGCCUAUUUCCUACAAGUCACGAUUUAACAAAAUGUUCAUAAAUGAGAAUUACUAGUGCAUGUAUUGAAUCACCACACAUUGACUGAACAGCUUUCAUUGGCCAGAGACUAUAUUGACAGUGGAGAUUCAAAGAUGAACUACAGAAAUCUCAUGCUUAAAGAACUUUCUAUAAUAAAUUCUGUAAGAGAAGUCGGUUCAGGGAUCUUGGGAGCUCAGAAGCAGGAUGAGUUUAAACAAAAGUUGGAUUUUGCCUUUAGCUUGGUUUCAUUACCCUGAAAGCAGAGCCUGAAAUAUACUGUAGGGUGCAAGUAGUAUAUGUGGGUGGUAAUCUCGGGAAACAGGAGCAUGUGAUGAAUAAGGAGAAAAAGCCAAUAUAAAGAUACCGCAUUGAGGGCAAUGAGGGCUCUAAUUCUCCGCACCUUCUCAAGCAUUGUGCAGAUUGGUUUUCUGAAUUAUCAGCCUGAAGGACAAAAUGAAGAAACAAUCAUUAGCUCCUGUCUCCCAUUGUCUGAGAGCUGCCACUAGGAUAUUAACUUCCUGAAAUUCUGCAGAAAUCUCCUCUUACUUUGGCACUGGAGAUGCCCAUACGCAGAAAGCAAAAAGGCACAGCAUAUUUCAGGAAGCUCAUAAGAAACAGUGCAUCCAGAAGUGGUGAGAAUUGGAGGAAUGGGCAUGGGACUGUAAGAAGCGGCGCCUUUGAUGUUCCUUUUGAUCUGAUAUGUAGCUCUUCUUGUAUACAGAAUGAAGAAGGAGCCCCACAGGAAGGAAUUCUACAAGAUAUGCCUGUGGAUCCUGACAAUGAGGCUUAUGAAAUGCCUUCUGAGGAAGGGUAUCAAGACUACGAACCUGAAGCCUAAGAAAUAUCUUUGCUCCCAGUUUCUUGAGAUCUGCUGACAGACAUUCCAUCUUGUACAAGUGCUCAGUUCCAAUGUGCCCAGUCAUGACAUUUCUCAAAGUUUUUACAGUGUAUUUUGAAGUCUUCCAUCAGCAGUGAUUGAAGUAUCUGUACCUGCCCCCACUCAGCAUUUCGGUGCUUCCCUUUCACUGAAGUGAAUACAUGGUAGCAGGGUCUUUGUGUGCUGUGGAUUUUGUGGCUUCAAUCUAUGAUGUUAAAACAAAUUAAAAACACCUAAGUGACUACCACUUAUUUCUAAAUCCUCACUAUUUUUUUGUUGCUGUUGUUCAGAAGUUGUUAGUGAUUUGCUAUCGUAUAUUAUAAGAUUUUUAGGUGUCUUUUAAUGAUACUGUCUAAGAAUAAUGAUGUAUUGUGAAAUUUGUUAAUAUAUAUAAUACUUAAAAAUAUGUGAGCAUGAAACUAUGCACCUAUAAAUACUAACUAUGAAAUUUUACCAUUUUGUGAUGUGUUUUAUUAACUUGUGUUUGUGUAUAAAUGGUGAGAAUUAAAAUAAAAUGUCGUCUCAUUGCAAAAAAAAA